AUGGACUGCUUCGCUUUUGAUGCAUCAAAUGAUUUCGAGAGUCAACCUGUACACUCUAACUCUACUCCUUUCAUCACCUCCAUUCCCUGUGUAUUCCUUUUCUUGCCUCUCAAUUCCACGUCACCAGUCGCCAUGCAAUUGACCAUCCCUUUCUCUCUGUUCAGGCAUUGUGUCCGUCGCGCAGGUUUGCGCAGCGCCUUCUUGGCCUCGCGUGCCAUCGCUACCAAGCCCCAGUCCACCUCCUUCGCUGCGGAGAUCGCCCGCAGCACGAGCGUCGUCCGAGCCUGUGUCAUCCCUGCAGCUCGCAGCUUCUCGCAGUCUUCUCCUUUCCUGAACACUCCCGCCGAGGACACCGCAGACAGCAAGGCCGUCGAAGACGCCCUGAAGUCUGCUGAGGAACUCGGAUCCACCACUGCGGAAGGUGAGAGUCUUGCAGAAUCUGCAGCCAGCGGAGAGGCUGCCGCGCCGAGCGAGCCUGCCGCCCAUGAUGUUUCGAACCCCGUUCUGACUGCCACCGGACCAGGAGACGCUCCUGAGACCGUCAAGUACGACGAAGCCGCCGGCGAGACCCCCCACGCCAUUUUCAUCAGGAACAUUAUCUUCAAUGCGACUGAGGAUCUCCUCCAGGAGGCCUUUUCGUCAUACGGCGAGGUCGCCAAGGCGGCCAUUGCCAGAGAUGCGCGCGGAAUUAGCAAAGGCUUUGGCUUCGUCUGGUUCAAGGACGCCGACUCUGUCGAGAAGGCACUAGAAGAGGCCAACGGCUCCUUCUGGCACGGUCGCCGCCUGAUUGUUUUGCCCCGCACCACCAGACAGCGAGGAACAAACUCCCGCACCGGCGGCGAGCCCUCCCGAUCGCUCUACAUUGGCAACAUCCCCUACGAGACGACCGAUGCCGAGCUGAACCGCCUGUUCCGCGGGCUGGAGAAUGUCACCGCCAUCCGUGUUGCCGUCGACCGCACGACUGGCUGGCCCCGAGGCUUCGCCCAUGCCGACUUCGUCGAUAGCGAGUCGGCCACCAAGGCCCUGGAGAAGCUGCAGGGCUUCGAGCUGAACGGCCGUCAGCUCCGCUUCGACUAUGCGUCUUCCUCGCCGAAGGCCACCCGGGCCCCUCGAGCUUCCGACGACGCUUAG
This is a messenger RNA of Thyridium curvatum, 1131 nucleotides long. RefSeq lists its product as uncharacterized. Bases 1 to 1131 code for a protein of 376 amino acids. The record is from RefSeq and is a predicted model, not a curated record. Gene Ontology annotation, molecular function: RNA binding. The transcript has 3 exons. Lineage: Eukaryota; Fungi; Ascomycota; Sordariomycetes; Thyridiales; Thyridiaceae.